GUACAGUGCAGGAUGAGGAACUAGCACCAUCUCGGCCUGCCAAACAGCCGGGAACGCCCAAAUAAACAGGCCCCCGUUGUCGCUGCCAAUAAAAUCCAUCACCCGAUUCUGUUUGGGUGGCGAGAUAGAGAUACCCCGUAUCACUAUCAUCCACGACCACAAUCUUCAGUUCUGGAGUGACAACCCAAGUUAAAGAUGGUGCAGACGCUGGCAAUGCCUGUGGCGCCUUCGCUCUCCCUUAUCUGCAACGGACUCCAAGCUACUUCUCUCUCCAACUUCGUCUCCCUCCCGCUCUCAACCUCUCCCAAGGGUUUGAGUCAACUGAAUUUGGGAUUAGGUUGGUGGGCUGAGCAUCCGAUGCGUCCGUGUUGGUGGUGUGGAAAUCCCCAAUGGGAAGAGAGUUGAGUACUCGCUUCAGUACAUCCAUGGCGUCGGCCGCUCAAUGUCGCGCCAAAUCCUGGCUGACCUGAGCAUUGAGAACAAGAUAACCAAGGACUUGUCCGAGGAGGAGCUCACUAACCUCCGUGAUGAAGUCUCCAAGUACACCAUUGAAGGAGAUUUGAGGCGGUUCAAUGCACUAAACAUAAGGAGGUUGAAGGAGAUUCAGUGCUACAGAGGCGUGAGGCAUAUCCAGGGUUUGCCCUGCAGGGGACAGCGCACUAAGAACAACUGCCGGACCUUGAAGGGUAAGCGGGUCGCCAUUCCCGGCAAGAAGAAAGCUCGUUGAUUGUGUUCCUUCUCAUUUCUCAAGUGCUUGCUCUGUUGUAAUGCUCUGUGAUUACCAUUUCUAGUGAUUUUCGUUUGUGGUUUUUGUAAACUGCCAGAAUAGAAUCCGGAUACGAGUUUGUCGUUCAGGUUUUAUCAUCAUCAUCAUCAUCAUCA
This is a messenger RNA of Linum tenue, 882 nucleotides long. The record is from the annotation of a GenBank genome assembly. NCBI's taxonomy places the organism in Eukaryota, Viridiplantae, Streptophyta, Magnoliopsida, Malpighiales, Linaceae.